Dermacentor andersoni is the source of this 1218-nucleotide messenger RNA. The record is from RefSeq and is a predicted model, not a curated record. NCBI's taxonomy places the organism in Eukaryota, Metazoa, Arthropoda, Arachnida, Ixodida, Ixodidae.
AUGGAUUUUGACACGAGCGAAGAGAAAGACGUCGUCAGUGUGCUGAUGUGCUCAGCCGUGGUGUCAGCCCUGGCAGCGCUGAAGCCUCCGAAGAAAAAGCGACGCCGGUGGGUGCGCCCGUGCCUCCGUUCGCGAGAAGUGGCCGGUCACGCAAGCCGCCUCCUGCCCGAACUCCGCGCGCAUGACGAGGAGUAUUAUCGAGACUUCCUUCUAAUGCCGCCCAGCACAUUCGACACGUUGCUGGAAUUGCUGCGCCCCAGCAUCACGAAGGAAAACAACUACAGGCCUGCAGUCUCGGCUCAUGAUCUCUUAGCCAUGACCGUCAGCAUCGUGUCAUCAGUGUCCGGCGCUCUGUGGACUGUGUUGAAGCCACUCUAUCUUCAGCAUCCGCAAGGCGCUGAUGAAUGGCUCAAGGUAUCCGCAGAGUUUGAGGAGCGGUGGAACAUGCCUCACUGCGUCGGGGCCAUUGAUGGGAAACACGUGAACGUCGAGUGCCCCGCGAAUUCUGGAACCCUUGAUCACAACUACAAGGGUUCAUUCAGCAAAUCGCUCCUUGCUGUCUGCGAUGCACAAUACAGGUUCCUGUACGUGGAAAUUGGUCACAGUGGCAGCGAGAGUGACGGCGGCAUUUUUUCGAGGUUAACGCUGCAGAAAGAGAUUGCCGGAGGGACAUUAGGGCUGCCACCGCCAAGACAUGUUGGGAGUGAGGGGCUUCUCCCAUACUUCCUUGUUGGCGAUGAGGCCUUCCCGCUCAAGGAAUACAUGAUGCGGCCAUACCCAAGACGGAACUCAUGCGAGACGCACAAGCGGCGAGUUUUCAACUACCGCUUGAGCAGGGCCCGGCGAGUCAUCGAAAACGCCUUUGGAAUCCUGGCACAACGGUGGAGAAUUCUGCGGCGACCGUUUAAAGCGAAGACCGACAACAAUAAUAGAUAUGUGGGAGCCUGCAUAGUGCUGCACAAUUUUUUGAUGAAGGAGUCAUCAGCCUCUUCUGCUGCAUACUGCCCGCCAGGUUCUGCCGACAGCGAGGACUGGGAAGGGCGACUUUCUCCUGGCAGCUGGAGGGAGGACGAAUCAGCCGGUGGUGUCCUCGUGCCAUCAAAGUCUACUGGGUGUCACGCUGCUCGGUAUGCAAAAGAAGUUCCAGACAAGCUGGCACACCACUUCAUGACAGCCGGCCAAGUUCUCUGGCAAGAUAAAGUGGUCACCAGUACUUGA